Sorghum bicolor (sorghum) is the source of this 2038-nucleotide messenger RNA. RefSeq names its product protein ROOT PRIMORDIUM DEFECTIVE 1. The record is from RefSeq and is a predicted model, not a curated record. The transcript is spliced from 2 exons. Gene Ontology annotation, molecular function: RNA binding. Bases 37 to 1404 code for a protein of 455 amino acids. Lineage: Eukaryota; Viridiplantae; Streptophyta; Magnoliopsida; Poales; Poaceae.
CACCUCCCCCUUUGCAGAAUCCCACCCCAAGUCUCGAUGCUCCGCCGCAUAGCCGCCCUCCGGCCGCCGCCGCGGGCGGCCACGCCGGUGGGGGCGAUUGCGGCGCCCUAUUCCUCCAAGUCCACGUCCAUCCCUCAGAAGCAGCAGCGCGUCCGAGACCAUGCCUUCGAUGGCAUCAUGGAGGUCCAGAAGCGCGUCCGCCGCUUCCACGCCCUCUACUCCCUCCUCCUCUACGCCGCCGCCCCCACCGCACCGUCCCGCGCCGGUGGAAGUGGCGCCGUGUCCGUCCCCUUCACUCGUCUCGGCGCCCUCGCGCGCCGCCAGCUCCGCCUCGCGCCCCUCGACGCUGGCCGCUUCCUCCUGCGCCACGCGCACGCCUUCCACCUCUUCCUCCACCCCGUCCACCGCAUGCUCCACAUCCGCCUCACCCCACGCGCCGCAGCGGCGCUCGGCGCUGAGGCCGACGCCGUCGCCGCCGCGCUCCCCGGCGCCUCCGUGCUACGCCUCCGCAAGCUCCUCCUCCUUGCGCCCCCGCACCGCCGUCUCCGCCUCGAGCACAUCCAUCUCCUCCGCCGCGACCUCGGCCUCCCAGACGAUUUCGCCGAAUCUGUCAUCCAAGCCAACCCCUCGCUCUUCCGCCUCACCCCUGACGGCUUUGUCGAAUUCCUGCCGUCCCCCACCGACCCGCCCGACCUCACCGUCGCCGCCGUAGAGCGCGCUCGGGAGCGCCACUACCGCGAGCACCGCGCCCCCGGCUCCGCCGAGGAGGACGCGCGUUUCGCGUUCCCCAUUCGUUUCCCGCCAGGGUUUAAGAUAGGCAAGUACUUCCGGAUCGCUGUCUGGAAAUGGCAGCGCCUCCCCUACGCUUCGCCCUAUGCAGACGUCACGGGCCAUGAUCUGCGCUCGCUUGAGGCGAAACGCCGCAUGGAGAAGCGCGCGGUCGCUGCUGUCCAUGAGCUUCUCUCGCUCACCGUUGAGAAGCGCACCACAUUGGAGCGCCUUGCGCUGUUCCGUGAUGCACUCGGUGUGCCCAAGAAGAUCAAGGAGUUCUUGCUGAAGUACCAGGGCAUAUUCUACAUAUCCACGAGGGGGAAUCAGGGGAAGCUGCAUACAGUGUUCCUCAGGGAGGCGUAUUACAAAGGGGAACUUGUUGAUCCAAAUGCAAUACAUGCUGCAAGACGGAAGCUGGAGGAGGUGCUCAUGAUCAGCCCGCAGAAGGCGAAUUUGGACAGAAUGUUCACCAGCAUGGGCCGUGGGUGGGAUGAACUUGGUGGCAGCGGCCGUGGUGGAUCUGAACUGAGGGAUGAGUUUCUUGGUGAUGGACGUGGCCGUAAAAAGAGUGGUGACGCUGAUGGCGCUGAGAGUGGAGAGGACUCGGGUGUUGAAUCACUGUACAUUGAGUGAGAAAUAGAAUCAGAUAUGAAGGCUCUGGACAUCAAGUUGCAAGCUUGAUUCUGAGCAGGCACCCCGUUCCCUUUGGACAAGGUGAUGAGUUCAGAACUAUCAGCAAGGAAAUCACAUUCAUGAACCUGCAAUGAGUCAAUAAUAAGAUGGAGCCCGAGGAAAAGGCUAAAGGCCUCCGCAUAAAGGGAGCUGAGAAGUUUUUGCUUCAAAUAAGAUGGAGACCGAGGAAAAGACUAAAGGCCUCCGCAUGAAGGGGCAAAUUAGCCUGAGAAGUUUUUGCCUGAACGUGUAAUCUACAAGGGGACUGCAAACCACGAUAUGUUCUGUAAAUGCCCAGACCAUUCUCCUAGCAUUGAUGUAUGAGGCAUCAGACCUGCAACAACAGCUAGAAAGGGAACUACAACGUUCAUAGUUACUAUUGCUUCAAGGAUUCUGAAACCUGUUAUCAGAUAUUUGUUGUUCAACAAGGCAAGCUUUGUAUUGAGCCUUGCCUUUUGCACAGCCUUUGCCUGAAAAAUGAUACAGUGGAUAGGCAACUUUUUUUUUUCAGUAUCAUUCUGGUCAGUAGGCCACUGCAAAUAUAAUGUAAAAGCUCAGACCAAGAGCCUUGCAGGAAAUCAGAUUUUGAUAGCUA